CCAAAACAUUCCGCGAUCUAUCGCUCAGACUCGGACGCCAUUUUUAGAGUAAGUUUGUUGGCUUUCUUGGGUUUAAAAAUGCUGUAAAACACGGAUUAAAACGAUCAAACCUGAAAAACAGUGUGACAUCAUGGCAAUUAUUAAUAAGUGUUGCUGUUUUAAUAAUGUUCGCUCUGGUUCCUUCGCUAGUGGAAUCUACACAAUUAGCUAUGCCUUUCUUGGGUUCAUCUACUUUGCAUACAACAUCGUCGUUACUGCACAUGUUAGUAAUGAAAACAGUUAUUUCAUCACUUCGAUCGUGGGGAUGAUAGGCUGGGGUCUGGCCUUCAUUACGGCUAUCUUCAUGAUGAUUGGGGUAUACCAAGACCUGAAGGGCAUGCUGAUCCCAUUCAUCAUAGUCAAGAUCUUCAUCAUCCUGGUCCAGUGUAUAAUAUUGAUACUGUACAUUGUUAGUCUUGUGCGUGUGUUUUAUUGGUAUUACCUAAUCUUCAGUCUACUGCUGGUUGCCAUAAUCAGCAUCAACAUAAUGUGUCUACUAUGCGUGGUGUCUCAGUACCAGGAACUCAAGGCAGGACGCGGCACGGCACUAGAUUAGGCGAUCUCUCUGUCCCCGGCCGAUAGGGGGAAUUCAACAUUUUAAGCAGACACGAGUAGGCCCAAUAGUGUUUCUGGUUUUCUAAUAAAAAAAAUUCUUCCUUUUCUUCAAACAGAAUGUCAGUGUUCUAUAGAGUUCUAUAAAUGCAUACCUGCAACUGUUCAGACCUUUUUGUGUUGUUUAGAUUUUUGAGAUCAGGUCGCCAAAUUUCUGACGAGACAUCAACGAACAAGAUCCAAAAGUUCUGUCAAAAGAGGAUGCCAUUUGCUUGUGACCGUAGAGAUUUUCGAAUACGGGAUACAAUGAUUUGUUUGUACAUUGUUUGAACUGCAUACAUGUGUGUAUGCAAUAGCUUUAUUUGCAUGACUUCUUGCGUCGUUAUCUAAUGACUCAUAAAACUGCUUUUCCUAUUUCUGAGAAUUGAGUGUUGCCAUGCAGGUACGAAAAUGUGUUCCUGAUUGGUUCACAAUUACAUUGUGAUAAGCUAUCACAAACAUGGUGUAAGCAUCCUUCGAGCUGACUUCGUCUGAAAUGUCCCCGUUGAUUAGAAAUGAAAACGUUUGACUCUGAUUUCUGACGGUUUGUGUCCGUUCCCGAGUACCAGAUAAGCGGUUAGGUUCAUGACGUCCUUUAAAAAAAAAUACAUUUGACAGUUUGUUUUGCUGUUUUCUCAACAAGCAUUCAGCUGAAAAGUCAUAUGUGACUUUUAUUGUUUCGUUGUUAAUGAUGUUGCCAAUCAAUCGGCAAACGUUUAACAGAAUCAAUUUAUGAUUCUGCCUUUAAAUUGGCACAAGGCAUUGGUUUACAGACAGUCGUUUAGCUGCCGUGUUGGAAUGACAGAAGACGUGUUGAAAUGUUGAAUGUGUUUUGCAGUUACUGGGCACCUCCGAAAAAAAGCUUAUCGCCAUAUGAGCUAAUUAUAAAAACAAAACAACUUUAAUCUUUUUUAUUUACAAAUUAUAUGGUGCUCUGAUGGUUAAAGCGUUUAUGGGUAAAACAUUAAUGUAACUGUAGUCACACGAAGUUUAGGAGUUAAGAAAUGCAGAAUUAAUUACAGGUUGAUAGAAGUAGUGUGGUUUUAUUCCUUGUUUGGAGAUGUUUUUACUACAGUUUUAGUAUUUAUACUAUCUUUAUGUGUUUUGUGUGUGAUUUGAGUAUGUGCUGGAUUGAUUUUUGUUUUUGGUUUGUUGUUAACUUUAUCGAUGUAUAUGUAAAUAAAACAAAAUGCAAGUAUAAUCCUGCAACAGUGCUUGCAGGAAUAAUUUGAUGAAGUGUUAUAAACAACAAGACAAUGAUGCAAUGUUCUAGAUGCAAUUGUGGGAAUUUGUUUUGACACAUGUACGGAAGAGCCAUUCUACAAUCUCUAAGGCUGUAGACAUCCAAAAGUGGAACAAUGGGUGAUUUUGACCAAAAUCACAUAGUAUCUAAUCGUUUAAAAGUUGUUAUUGUAUGACAUAAUGUUUAAUUUGGAAACAAAACUCACAGUCUACUAAGAGCGUUGUAAAGGAUAAGAAGUCAAAUAUUCAACUUUUGGUGCGUUAUCAACCAAGACUCUCCAAAAGCAACUCCCAUUGGCUUCUUGUGAACAUUUGAGCCAGUAUGUGUGAAGUGAAUAUGGAACAAUAAUACGUGUGAAUUGUAUAAUUGACCCAAUUUAAUAGGGUUGCUCGCGUGCGUACAAAAUUGUGCUAAAAGUUAUGGUUACAAACUAAAAGAACGCAAAAAAAUAGUUAAUGGUCUGACGUUUCGACUCUAACUAUUUUUUGCAUUUAUACCAUCGGUCCAUUUGGUUGGUAAGUUGUUUGCAACAUCUAAUUUUAUUUUCGAAACUAAAAGAACAUGAGACAAGUACCAUUUUCUGAGUGGUAAAUUGCUCAUGUUUGAUGAACCAGGAAACUGUUAAAGGCAGUGGACACUAUUGGUAAUUGCUCAAAAUAUUCAUAAAACCUUUCUUGCUAACGAGUAUAAUGGGGAGUAGAGGUUGGUAGUAUAAAACAUUGUGAGAAACGGCUCCCUCUGAAGUGACGUAGUUUUGAUUUCGAUACAUCUGUUAGCUGGUUGUACAGCAGCUAACAGAUGUAUUUAAAUCAGAACUAUGUCACUUCGAAAAACUACGAGACCUUUAGACUUAGAGUUUCAGGUCUCGAAAUCAAGCAAGCAUAUGAAAGCACACAACUUCGUGU
This is a messenger RNA of Asterias rubens (European starfish), 2778 nucleotides long. RefSeq lists its product as uncharacterized. The record is from RefSeq and is a predicted model, not a curated record. NCBI's taxonomy places the organism in Eukaryota, Metazoa, Echinodermata, Asteroidea, Forcipulatida, Asteriidae. The transcript is spliced from 5 exons. Bases 131 to 595 code for a protein of 154 amino acids.